AUUUUGUUUUCUUUCCAUCUCGUUCGAUUGAUGUGUUCCGUGAUUUUUAUUACAUAUUAUAAGUUUUGUCUGAAAACAAACUUCCUUAACUUUUUUCGUGACAUCAACCUCUAAAAAAUCAUGCCACAAGAAAUUAAAGAAAUCAAAGAUUUCCUCCUGAAGGCCAGAAGGAAGGAUGCCAAAUCUGUCAAGAUUAAGAAGAACAUUGAAAAUGUUAAAUUCAAGGUUCGUUGUUCUCGUUUCCUUUACACCUUAGUAAUCACAGACAAGGAAAAGGCAGAGAAACUUAAACAAUCAUUGCCACCUGGUCUUCAAGUAAAGGAGAUCAAAUGUAAAAAAAUGAACACUGACGAUAAAGAGAAAAAAUGAUAAGGUUGCUGUGGAUUAACGUUUAUAUAAAAUAUAAUUAACUUUAUUACAUGUAAA
Melanaphis sacchari is the source of this 426-nucleotide messenger RNA. RefSeq names its product 60S ribosomal protein L38 (gene RpL38). The record is from RefSeq and is a predicted model, not a curated record. Gene Ontology annotation, cellular component: ribosome; cytosolic large ribosomal subunit. The transcript is spliced from 4 exons. Gene Ontology annotation, biological process: protein-RNA complex assembly; translation. Gene Ontology annotation, molecular function: structural constituent of ribosome. Bases 121 to 369 code for a protein of 82 amino acids. NCBI's taxonomy places the organism in Eukaryota, Metazoa, Arthropoda, Insecta, Hemiptera, Aphididae.